Erigeron canadensis is the source of this 795-nucleotide messenger RNA. RefSeq lists its product as uncharacterized. The transcript has a single exon. Bases 1 to 795 code for a protein of 264 amino acids. Gene Ontology annotation, biological process: shoot system development; root development. Lineage: Eukaryota; Viridiplantae; Streptophyta; Magnoliopsida; Asterales; Asteraceae. The record is from RefSeq and is a predicted model, not a curated record.
AUGGCUUCUACUUCUUCUUCAGCCGACGAUAAUCAUCAUACCCGGUCAACUAGUUUGCCAACAAGAUCACAUCCUAUAGUUCUUCAGGCUCAAGAAGAGAUCCAAAAAUUCAAACAAUGGGAGGCAUCCGUGUCGUCUGUUCCUACUGCAGCUACAAUCUGCAGUGCGUUAACGAGGCUGCAAGUACUUUAUGAAUGUGUAGACAGUGUUCUCAGUUUGCCACUGACCCAAAAAGCCCUUACUCAAAGCCAAUAUACAGAGUUGGUCAAUGAGUUGUUGGAUAAAUCCAUAAGUCUUAUGGAUAUAUGUGGGUCCACGAGAGAUUUGGUCUCACAAGUCAAAGAAAAUGCCAGAAAUGUUCAGUCGGCCUUGAGAAGGAGAAAAGGAGAGGUAAGCUUAACCACUUCAUUCAUCAAGAACCUGAAGAAAGAUGCCAAAAAAGCGAUUGCAUCUUUGAAGCAAAUAGAUGAAAAGAUUGGGGACAUGAAACCGUUAGAUCUAGAUCAACACCUUUUAUCAGCUAUUAAAGUUGUAAGAGAUGUUGGAGUCGUGAGAUCGUCUGUAUACAGAUCGCUGUUAUUGUUCUUGUCCGGAUCAGUUGAAAAGCCGAAACCAACAAGGUGGUCACUUGUCCAAAAACUGAUUCAGAAAGCAACAAUGGAAAGAAACGGGAAUCUUGAAAUAUCAAAUGACGACAUGGUGUGCCUUUUUCAAGAAAUGGAAAAUGGUUUGGACUGCAUGUUUAGGAGUUUGAUCAAAACAAGAGCCUCUCUACUGAAUGUUCUAUCUCGUUAA